AUGUCCAUCAGUGAAACAAUGAAUACAUUUGUUUGCACAAAAAGUGACUCUCAUUUUUUUCGUUUGAAACGUAAAAUUUUUCGAAAGUGCUUAAUUUGCAAAAUUCGCAAGUUUCGUUGGAUGACGAUGUUUAAAUGCAGAGAAUGUAAAUUAUUAUGUCACAGAAAAUGUUUUUAUAAACUAUUCGAAGUUGAAUUGAAUGCACCCGAAGUACAGACUGCAACACCUGCAACGGAAGACCAGCAGCAACAGGUCGAAUUUGCGUUGCAGCGAACGACUGAAACGAUUGAUACCGGGAAUAUGGUUGUAAUUUUUCUACCGCAACGGAUAUUGAUACGCAUCGAAUAUUGGGAUAUGGUCGAUAGGGUGAACGCCGCGAAAUACAAUCAACGGCCAUGUCCCUUGGUAAAUUGUACUGACCAGAAUUAUUUGGUUUGGGGACAAGAAAGUCACUUGAUCACCAGGUUUGAAAUGGACGACGGCGACGAAUACUACGUGUUAACGACAUGCAGCCUCGACGAAGUACACCGGUACAACGGUCUUACCGUAUUCUUCUACAGCCCGUCGCCAUGGCGCGAAAUCGUAAGUGUAAUUAAUAAUGCUCCAAAGUAG
This is a messenger RNA of Rhopalosiphum maidis (corn leaf aphid), 612 nucleotides long. RefSeq lists its product as uncharacterized. Bases 1 to 612 code for a protein of 203 amino acids. NCBI's taxonomy places the organism in Eukaryota, Metazoa, Arthropoda, Insecta, Hemiptera, Aphididae. The record is from RefSeq and is a predicted model, not a curated record. The transcript has 4 exons.